Messenger RNA from Limanda limanda (common dab), 2594 nucleotides. RefSeq names its product YKT6 v-SNARE homolog (S. cerevisiae) (gene ykt6). The record is from RefSeq and is a predicted model, not a curated record. Gene Ontology annotation, molecular function: SNAP receptor activity. Gene Ontology annotation, biological process: endoplasmic reticulum to Golgi vesicle-mediated transport. Gene Ontology annotation, cellular component: Golgi apparatus. The transcript has 8 exons. Lineage: Eukaryota; Metazoa; Chordata; Actinopteri; Pleuronectiformes; Pleuronectidae. The coding region runs from base 267 to 863 and encodes 198 amino acids.
GUGAGGAUCGUGACGUGGUGAUUGGUCGCUGAGCUGCACCUCGGAAUUUAUCAACUUAGCUCAAACUCCUUCGUGACCAGGUCUCCGGGUUCGACCCACGGACACGACUCGCUUGACGUGGACUGAAGAGAACAUUGCCUUGUUUCUGGUUCUUGACUCAAACAGGUGUUUCCUGCGGGAUUGUGUCUGAUCGGAUCAUCAGGGGCUUGUGAGUGUGUGUGGUUGUGUGUUUGUGUGAGAGAGAGAGGAAGAGGGACGGCGGCAGCAUGAAGCUCUACAGCCUCAGCAUCAUCUACAAGGGAUCCAGCAAGUCCAACCUCCUGAAGGCGGCCUACGACCUGUCCUCCUUCAGCUUCUUCCAGCGAUCCAGUAUUCAGGAGUUCAUGACCUUCACCAGUGCCUUGAUCGUUGAGCGAACAUCACAAGGAAGUCGUGCCUCUGUCAAAGAACAAGAGUACCUGUGCCAUGUGUAUGUGAGAAACGACAACCUGGGUGCCGUGGUCAUCGCAGAUACUGAAUACCCACAGAGAGUCUGCUUCACAUUGCUGGAAAAAGUACUCGAGGAAUUCUCCAGGACAGUGGACAGUAUAGACUGGCCCUCUGGUAACCCUGGAACCAUAACCUAUGCAGCCCUAGAUAGUCACCUCUCUAAAUACCAGAACCCCAGGGAAGCAGAUGCAAUGACCAAAGUGCAGGCCGAGCUGGAUGAAACAAAGAUCAUUUUGCACAACACCAUGGAAAGUCUGUUGGAUAGAGGAGAGAAGCUGGACGAUCUUGUUCAAAAGUCGGAACACCUGGGAAACCAGUCCAAAGCCUUUUACAAGACUGCACGGAAACAGAACUCCUGCUGUGAAAUCAUGUGAUGUCGCUGCCUCGUCCUCGUGGACACACUCGUCUCUUGCCUUUCUGCUUUUCCUACAUCUCCCAUCAUGCACUGGUCACCACCUCUCAACAACCACAACGGACAGAACUGACGCUGUCUGGCGCGAGGAUGUCAGCAAGAAAGGGUGGACGGUGUUGGCCAGUGAUGAAGUGUGACGAAUCUGGAUUGUGACUGAUGGGGGCUGAAGGAGUGAUGGGAUUUGGUCAGGGGAACACGUAACCUUUGAAUUAUUUUUAACCUCUCAAAUGGUAAUCAUCCGUACGCUGUUUCGAUACCAGCUGGGGACAUAAUAGUGUGACGUUGUGUAUUGGUGAUGUUUUACCUUCAAACCAUUCAAUGUUAUUCAGAUUGAAUCAAAUCUCAAAAGUUUGAUCUCAGAUCUUAAUUUGGUUUGAUAUUAACCACAGUUGUGCUUUUGCUUCAAGGCAUCUCUGACAAUCCCACAGUCUUAACUUGUGAAUUCAUACAGUGUGUCACUGCUUAGGUUCAAUUCUUCAAAACUAUUAACUGAUUCUUUUGCAGGCUUAACCUCUGCGCCCACUAGGUGGCCCUGUUUAUAUACUUUAUCGCUCCAAUGAGCCUCUGUUGAGGUCAAACAAAAAACUCUAAUGUCAGCGAGAGACUGCUUAGACGUGUGAAAUCAGAAUCUCACAGAAUUUUACAUAGAUUUUUAAAUCUCUUUAUGAUACUGGAUUAAGUUACAUGGUUUCUUUGAUUAUUUUUUUUCUGAAUCUCAUGGUGUUAAAUGAAAUCUUAAACAUUCCCACUCUGGAUGAUUGAGUUAUUGUGUGAUGAUGCAUCUUAAAAAUGACGAGAAGUUGGAGAUUAGAUGUUCAAUGUAGAAAUAUGUUUCUCCAGAGAUGCAGCCUUAUUGCAGUGUGGCUUAACAUGUGACUCUCCUGUCCUGUGUAAGAAUCCUCACCUACAAUGAGCAGGACUUGUGAGCUGUUCUCUUCGUCUCUGUGUACCGUAGCUGCGCUCUUUGCUGUGGAAGCAACACAUGACACUUUUUGCAGGAUUUAGUUCUUUUGCCCACUCAGACCGCUGCAGUCCACGGCUCGUCUGUACCUCAGGUGCUGUUGCACUUCCCUUCCUGUUGUGUGCUGUCAUCUCAAAAUGAGUGAUUCCAUAUAACACUUUUAUUUGAAGACACUCCACGGUUGACUCUUCGUUCCUGUGCUUGCGUUGUGUCCGGCUGGUUAGAAACGUCUUUCUUCGUGAUCUGCUGAUCGGUUUCAAAUGACGACAUGCCUUUUGGUUCUGUAUUUUAAGACGCGUCUGCUCUCUCUCUGCUGUAUGUGAGUAUGAUUUGCGGAUAUACAACAUCCUCAGGCUGCAUUGAUGUUGAGUGCCUGUGUGUGUGUGUUUGUGUGAGAUCAGAAUUGGCUCUUUCGGCUUUUACAGUGUAAACGUUUGUGCAAUAUCUCUGCAGACUGUUGGUGUCUCUCUCUGAAGCAGGGGGAAUAAAUGGAAAUAUUUCCCAUAAAUGACAGUAAAUUUGACCUUUUGUAUUUGCUAUAUAUUAUGACUAACUCAUAUGUGAGGCUUGUCCAGGGUUCUUUCUGAGAUAUUUGUCUGAUUUCUUCUUUUCAAAAAACAAAUCCCAAUUCAUGCGCUGAAUUUGAAGUCUGUGGAGUUGUAUUAUGGCUUUUUGCAGGUGAGGUCUUACCGACCAGUGUGUUAAACGGUCUGCAUUAAACGUUUUCCUCCA